Messenger RNA from Dipodomys ordii (Ord's kangaroo rat), 4752 nucleotides. It is a transcript of the gene Pla2r1, whose product is annotated as phospholipase A2 receptor 1, 180kDa. The transcript has 30 exons. Gene Ontology annotation, molecular function: signaling receptor activity. Bases 15 to 4397 code for a protein of 1460 amino acids. NCBI's taxonomy places the organism in Eukaryota, Metazoa, Chordata, Mammalia, Rodentia, Heteromyidae. The record is from RefSeq and is a predicted model, not a curated record. Gene Ontology annotation, cellular component: plasma membrane; signaling receptor complex.
GCCAGUGGUUAGCGAUGCUGCUGCCCCUGGUGCUGCUGCGGCUGCUGCUGCUGGGGACGCCGCGGGGCUGCGCCCAGGGCGGGGCGGCAGCCUCCGCGCCGGAGCCUGUCCUCUCUUGGCGAGAUAAAGGAAUAUUCAUUAUCCAAAGUGAGAGCCUCAAGAAAUGCAUUCAGGCUGGUAAAUCUGUACUCAUCCUGAAGGACUGCCAACAGGCAAAUGAGAACAUGCUGUGGAAAUGGGUUUCAAACCAACACCUUUUUAACCUGGGAGGAAGUGGUUGCCUGGGCCUGAAUUUAUCCAAUCCUGAGCAGCCAUUAAGCAUCUACGAAUGUGAUUCCACCCACGUUUCCUUGAGGUGGCGCUGCAACAGGAAGACAAUCACAGGCCCAUUCCAGUACAUGGUCCAGGGGAGGCAUGAUGACACUGUUGUGGCUUCAAGGAAACAUCACCAUACUUGGAUUACCUACAUGUCAGGCAGUGGAGAUAUUUGUGAACAUCUUCACAAAGAUCUCUAUACGAUCCAAGGGAAUGCCUAUGGAAUGCCAUGUGUGUUUCCCUUCCAAUAUAAGGAGCAAUGGUAUCACGAAUGUACCCGGGAAGGUUGGAAAGAUGACUUGCUGUGGUGUGCCACGACAAGCCGAUACGAGAGAGAUGAGAAGUGGGGAUUCUGCCCAGAUCCCACAUCAGCAAAUACAGGCUGUAACGCUCUCUGGGAGAAGGACUUCAAGUCGCACAUUUGCUACCAAUUCAAUCUGCUUUCAUCUCUCUCUUGGAAUGAGGCACAUUCUUCCUGCCAGAUGCAAGGAGGCAACUUGUUAAGUAUUGCAGAUGAGAAUGAAGAAACGUUCAUAAAGAAGCACCUGAGUAAUGAAGCCGUGGAAGUGUGGAUAGGUUUGAAUCAGCUGGACGUUAAUGCUGGCUGGCAGUGGUCGGACGGAACAGCACUCAGCUAUCUGAACUGGAGCUCAGAUACUGGGAUAAAUGAGCCAUUUGUUGAAUAUCACUGUGGAACAUUUAAUUCAUUUAUGCAACCUGCCUGGAGGAGAAGGAAUUGUGAGUCUGCCAUGCCUUAUAUAUGUAAAAAAUAUCUAAACCAUACUGAACACACUAUUAUUGAAAAAGAUGCUUGGAAGUAUUAUGCCACCCACUGUGUACCUGGCUGGAAUCCCUACCAUGGCAAAUGCUACAAACUUCAGAAACAAAAAAAGACUUGGAAUGAAGCUUUGCACUCUUGUCAAUCUGCUAACAGUACAUUAAUAGAUAUAGCUUCAUUAGCAGAGGUGGAGUUUCUCAUAAACCUCCUUGGAGCUGAAAAUGCAUCAGAAACAUGGAUUGGUUUGAGCAGCAAUAAAAUUCCAGUUUCGUUUGAAUGGUCUAAUAGCUCCUCUGUCACCUUCACUAACUGGCACACACUUGAGCCCCAAAUCUUCCCAAAUAGGAGGCAGCUAUGUGUCUCAGCAGAGCAGUCUGAAGGACACUGGAAAGUUAAAAAUUGUGAAGAAACACUUUACUACACUUGUAAAAAAGCAGGCCAAGUCCUUUCUGAUGCUCAAUCAGGAUGUCAAAAGGGAUGGGAAAGACAUGGUGGAUUUUGUUACAAGAUUGACACAGUCCUCCGAAGCUUUGAGCAUGCCUCCAGUGCUUAUUACUGUCCUCCCGCACUUACAACCAUUACAAACAGGUUUGAACAGGCUUUUAUUACCAGUAUGAUCAGUAGUGUGGUGAAUACAAAAGACAGCUAUUUUUGGAUAGCUCUCCAAGACCAAAAUGAUACAGGAGAAUACACCUGGAAGACCGCAGGGCAGAGGCCUGAGCCUGUGCAGUACACACACUGGAAUGUACAUCAGCCCAGUUCCAAUGGUGGCUGUGUUGUCAUGCAUGGAAGGAGUGGGCGCUGGGAGGUGAAGGACUGCAGACAUUUCAAGGCAAUGUCUCUGUGUAAACAGCCAGUUGAAAAUCGUGAGAAAACAGAGCAGGAAGAGAGAUGGCCCUUUCACCCCUGCGAUUUGAACUGGGAGUCACAGCCUGGUCUGGCCAAUUGCUUCAAGGUAUUUCACAGUGAAAAAGUCCUAAUGAAAAGAUCAUGGAGAGAAGCUGAAGCAUUUUGUGAAGAAUUUGGAGCUCAUCUUGCCAGCUUUGCCCAUAUUGAGGAAGAAAAUUUUGUGAAUGAACUUUUACAUUCAAAAUUAAAUCGGACAGAAGAACGGCAGUUCUGGAUUGGAUUUAACAAAAGAAAUCCACUGAAUGCUGGUUCUUGGGAGUGGUCUGAUAGAACUCCUGUUGUCUCUUCAUUUUUAAACAAUUCUUAUUUUGGAGAAGAUGUAAGAAACUGUGCUGUGUAUAAGGUAGACAAAACCUUGCUGCCCUUGCACUGUGCUUCCAAACGGGAAUGGAUAUGCAAAAUUCCAAGAGAUGUGAGACCUAAGAUUCCACGCUGGUACUACUAUGAUGCUCCUUGGCUUUUUUAUCAGAAUGCAGAGUACCUUUUCUACUCCUAUCCAUUAGAAUGGUCUUCCUUUCAGUUUGUCUGUUUCUUGCUGAACAGUGACAUACUCACAAUUCUUUCUGCACAUGAGCAAGAAUUCAUCCACAGCAGAAUAAGAAAGCUAUCAAAGUUUGGUGUGAAUUGGUGGAUUGGAUACCAAGAAGAGCAAGCCAAUGAUGAAAUUCAUUGGAGAGAUGGAUCACCAGUAAUAUACCAGAACUGGGACAGAGGACAAGAGAUACCUGUGAAUAAUCAGAGCCAGAGAUGUGGCUUUAUUUCUUCCAUAACAGGGCUUUGGGGAAAGGAACAUUGUUCAAUGUCUAUGCCUGUUAUUUGUAAACGAAAAAAGGCAUUAGCGGUCGAGGCAGAAAAAGAUACAACAAAACAACAUGGAACAUGCCCCAAAGGAUGGCUAUACUUUAACUAUAAGUGCUUUUUGGUGAGGAUCCCCGAAGACCCAAGCAAUCUUAAGAACUGGACUGGAGCUCGCGACUUCUGUGUUGAAAAUGGGGGGACACUAGUCACCAUUGAAAGUGAAGUGGAGCAAGCCUUCAUUACUAUGCAUCUUUUUGGCCAGACCAUUAAUGUGUGGAUAGGCUUACAAGAUGAUGAUUAUGAAAGAUGGUUAAGUGGAAAGCCUGUAGUAUAUUCUAACUGGUCUCCAUUUGAUGUAAUAAAUAUUCCAAGUCAUAACACUGCUGAAGUUCGGAAACACAUUCCUCUCUGUGCCCUGCUGUCAAGUAAUCCUAAUUUUCAUUUCACUGGAAAAUGGUACUUUGAUGACUGUGAAAAAGAAUCGUAUGGGUUUGUUUGUGAAAGAAUUCAGGAUUCUUCUGAACACCAUAUAAAUACAUCUGAUAUGUAUCCAAUCCCCAGUACCUUAGCAUAUGGAAACAGAACUUACAAAAUAAUUAAUACAAAUGUGACCUGGCAUGGAGCAGUAAAAACCUGCCAGGUGCAUGGAGCAGAACUGGUCAGCAUUUCAGACCAGUAUCAUCAGUCCUUCCUUACCGUCAUCCUCAACCGACUAGGAUACGCCCACUGGAUCGGGCUGUUCACGGCAAAUAAUGGUCUUAGUUUUGACUGGUCAGAUGGGACCAUAUCUACUUUCUCAUUUUGGGAAGAAGAGGAGCCAUCCUUCCUUGGUGACUGUGUUUUUGCUGAUACUAAUGGACGCUGGCAUACCGCAGCCUGUGAGUCAUUUCUGCAAGGUGCCAUUUGUCAUGUGCCCCCUGAAACAAAGCCAUUUGAGCAUCCAUUGUUGUGUUCAGAAACAUCUAUUCCUUGGAUAAAAUUUAAAAGUAAUUGCUACAGCUUUUCUACAGUCCUAGACAGUUUGAGUUUUGAGGCUGCUCAUGAAUUUUGCAAAAAGGAAGGAUCUAACCUUCUAACAAUCAAGGAUGAGGCUGAAAUCUCAUUUCUUCUGAAAGAGCUUUUUGCUUUUGGUUCUUCUGUCCAGAUGGUUUGGUUGAAUGCUCAAUUUGACAGUAACAAUGAAACUAUAAGGUGGUUUGAUGGAACACCUGUAGAUCAGUCAAACUGGGGUAUUGGGAAGCUAGACAUGGACCACCUCAAAUCCCAUCCAUGUAUCACCCUGAAGAUCCCAGAAGGAGUGUGGAAGUUAUCCUCAUGUCAAGAUAAAAAGGGAUUUAUAUGCAAAAUGGAGGCAGAUAUUCACAUUGCAAAGGAGCAACCAGGAAAAGGACCCAGUCAUGGCACUGUUCCCCUUGCGGUUGCACUGACCUUGAUCAUACUUCUGGCCAGUCUCAUACUUGCCUUCUGCAUAUACAAGCGGAAUGGUGGCUCUUUCCGGAGACUUACAGGGUUGGGACACCCUUACUACCCUACAAUCAACUUUAGUACUGUACAUUUAGAAGAAAAUAUUCUCAUUUCUGAUUUUGAAAAAAAAUAGUUGUUGAUAAUGAAGCCAGACAAUGCCCAGCUCUGAAGAGGAUGAAAGAAGACUAUAAGAGGAGUCCCAGGUGUGUUCCCCAUCAACCACAGGCCAUUACCAUGUGAAUUCUGUCAAUCUUUUAAUUAUUGUUAAAGUAAUUACUGGUUAUGGUUGGAACCAAAUCAGAUGGACUUUGAUUUAUUCAAUACCCUAAACUUUAAUCCAUUCUAAAAAGUGAAAAGUUAGGCAAAGGUUAUCAUUCAGAAAAAUGGGAACUAUUUUUUAUCCCCCUUUAAAAAUUCUCAAACAUAUAUUAAAUAGCUCCAACUAGAGCUGGGAAGGUGGCUCAGUGGUAGAGCACUUGCCUUGCAUG